AUGCUGGGCCGUCACUGGUCAGUUCGGAGGCUGCUCCUGUCCCGUCCGCGCUUCCUGCCGUGGCGUGCUCAAGUCCAGUACCUCGAACCUUGCAAGUCGUGUGUGCCAAUGGCGUUAAUCGAGAACUUCGAAGUCUCUCCGUUGAAUAAGAAAUCCAAAUAUGUCACACCCUUUCGCAUACACUAUCGAAAGAACGGUGUUAAUCGCUGUUGGGACGGAGUGAAGGCUCAUGAUGGAGUUUCAAUCCUCAUUUACAACAGGGACCGAAAGAGCUUUGUUUUUGUAAAACAGUUUCGUCCAGUGGUUUACUAUGCUCUACUACGGAAACUCGAGGGGGAGAGUGUAACCGCCGUUGAAACAGAGCCUCACACGCCGACCACUGCCGAUGGGUGCCCAAUUCAUCUCCCCUCCUCUAAGGGUGAAACCCUGGAACUGUGUGCCGGGAUUGUUGAUAAGGCAGCCGCCACAUUGGAAGAGACAGCUGUUAGCGAAAUUCACGAGGAAUGUGGGUACCGCGUGAAUCCCUCAAUGUUGAGAAAAGUCACCACUGCGUGUGCUAGCGUGGGACUGAGCGGCACGACCUCCUCAGUCUUCUACGUGGAGGUUGGCGACGCAGAUUUGGACCUCAACGCGGGAGGUGGCAACCCCGAAGAGGGUGAGUUCAUCGAGGUGAUCUAUUGGCCUGUGGAACGCGCAGACGAGUUGUUGUUCCUCACCGAGACCAGUACACCGGUGUCAGCUACCGUUGUGCUUGCGGUGCUGUGGUUCCAGCCCACGCCUAGAGCGGAAGCGCCGGACACUGAAUCCGUGAAGACGGUGUUUGGGUUGAGAACGCGGGAACUAGCUCCCCUUGAGGCUAUACCACGUUAUCAGUGGUGUACACUUCCCCUCCUCCCCACUUAA
Echinococcus granulosus is the source of this 903-nucleotide messenger RNA. Its product is annotated as Uridine diphosphate glucose pyrophosphatase. The transcript has 6 exons. Gene Ontology annotation, biological process: nucleoside phosphate metabolic process; ribose phosphate metabolic process. Gene Ontology annotation, molecular function: UDP-sugar diphosphatase activity. Bases 1 to 903 code for a protein of 300 amino acids. Lineage: Eukaryota; Metazoa; Platyhelminthes; Cestoda; Cyclophyllidea; Taeniidae. The record is from RefSeq and is a predicted model, not a curated record.